Molecule: messenger RNA, 12707 nt
Organism: Manis pentadactyla (Chinese pangolin)
Lineage: Eukaryota; Metazoa; Chordata; Mammalia; Pholidota; Manidae
Gene: FREM1
Product: FRAS1 related extracellular matrix 1
Exons: 36
Coding region: 1-6579 (2192 amino acids)
Biological process (GO): cell communication
Cellular component (GO): membrane
Source: RefSeq, a predicted model, not a curated record
AUGAGCGAUAGGACGUGGGGUGGGCUGAAGGCCCUGCUGCUGCUCCUCCAGCUGGGCUGCGCCAGCCCCACCCUCGUCAGCGUUAACCGUGGGCUCCGGGUGCCGAAGGGCGGCUCGGCCUUCCUACUGGGAGAUGACCUGAGGUUUGCCAUCCCCAAAGAGAAAGAUGCUUGCAAAGUGGAAGUUGUGAUGAACGAGCCCAUAACCCAGAGGGUUGGGAAACUCACUCCACAGGUCUUUGACUGCCAUUUCCUUCCCAAUGAAGUAAAGUAUAUUCACAAUGGUUGCCCAAUUCUUGAUGAAGACACAGUGAAGCUUAGACUUUACAGAUUUACUGAAACAGACACCCUCAUGGAAACCUUUAUCCUGCGGGUCUAUCUCCUGGAACCAGACUGUAACAUCAUCCGUAUGAGUGACAAUGUGCUAGAAGUGUCUGAAUUCUAUGGUCUGUCCCAAGCCAUUGAUAAGAACCUGCUCAGGUUUGAUUAUGAGAGGACAUCAAGCUUGGAAUGUACAGUCAGGCUGGACCCUGUGGGAACUCAGCUGCCAGCCCACGGUCAGAUGGUGCUGGUGGAGCCGUGGCCAGAGGAACCUCGUGGAGAUCAGCCACACAGUUUUUUUCCUGAAUCUCAACUGCGAGCAGACCUGAAGUGUCCAGGUGGAAGCUGCACCCUGGGACUGAAGAAAAUAGGAAGUGUCACAGUGAGCUGUGAGGAGUUCCUGCUGAUGGGGCUUCGCUAUCAACAUAUGGACCCCCCUUCUCCUGACCUUGAUUAUAUCUCCAUCCAGCUAGACCUCACAGAUAGCAGGAGUAAAAUCGUAUACAAGUCAGAGCGUGCGUGGUUGCCUGUGCGUAUCAGAGCGGGCAUUCCUAAUCAGACUCCAAGGGCUGCAUUCAUGGCCAUGUAUAUUCUGGAAGUGGAUCAGUUCAUUCUGACCUCUUUGACAACAGCAGUUCUGGACUGUGAAGAGGAUGAGACCCCCAAGCCCUUACUGGUAUUCAACAUUACUAAAGCCCCACGCCAGGGCUAUGUGACGCACCUGUGGGAUCACACCAGACCGGUCUCCUCAUUUACCUGGAAGGACCUAAAUGACAUGCAGAUUGCCUAUCAGCCACCCAACAGCAGCCAUUCUGAGAGGAGACAAUUUGAGGUGGAGGUGGAGGUAUAUGACUUCUUCUUUGAAAGGAGCGCACCUAUUACAGUCCACAUCUCCAUCAGAACAGCAGAUACAAAUGCCCCGCGAGUGUCCUGGAACACAGGUCUGAAUCUCCUGGAGGGGCAGUCUCGGGCCAUCACUUGGGAACAGUUUCAGAUUGUUGACAAUGAUGAUAUUAAUGCUGUCCAGCUAGUCACCGUGGGUGGCCUGCAGCAUGGACGGCUUACACUUAGAGGGGGGAAAGGAUUUCUCUUCACUGUGGCUGACCUUCAGGAUGGAGCUGUUCGCUAUCAUCACGACGACAGCGACUCCACCAAAGACUUUGUAGCCUUCAGAAUAUUCGAUGGGCACCACAGCAUCCUCCAUAAGUUUCCCAUCAACAUCUUGCCCAAAGAUGACAGUCCCCCGUUCCUCAUAACUAAUGUUGUGAUUGAGGCGGAGGAGGGGCAGACCCUCCUGAUCCAGGGCUCGAUGCUGAGAGCUUCAGACAUGGACUCCGGGGACGACUACAUCUUCUUUAACAUCACAAAACCCCCUCAGGCUGGUGAGAUCUUGAAGAAACCAGGGCCAGGACUGAUAGGCUAUCCUGUCCCUGGCUUUCUUCAGAAGGAUCUGUUUAAUGGCAUCAUUUACUAUCGUCACUUUGGUGGAGAAAUCUUUGAAGAUUCUUUUGAAUUUGUCCUGUGGGAUAGCCAUGAACCUCCUAAUCUCUCAGUGCCACAGGUGGUGACAAUCCACGUCACUUCAGUGGAUGACCAGCUUCCAAAAGAGGCUCCUGGAGUUUCUCGCCACUUGGUUGUCAAGGAAACUGAGGUGGCUCACAUAACUAAGAAACAUCUACAUUAUAUGGAUAUGGAAUCAUAUGACAGGGAACUGCUCUACACAAUAACGGUGCCUCCGUUUUUUUCCUCCAGUCAUAGACACUUGGACGCUGGGAAAUUAUUCAUGGUGGACAGCAUACCAAAGCUAACCAAAAAUCCUGCAGCCCCGGGGUUGCGGUCAUUCACGCAGGAUGCUGUGAACUAUAUGAAAGUGGCCUACAUGCCACCCAUGCAGGAUAUAGGCCCCCAUAAACGACAUGUACAGUUUACAUUUUCCAUUGGAAACCAGCGUGGUGGCACUUUGCACGGGAUCUGCUUUAACAUCACAAUAUUUCCAGUGGACAAUCAAGUUCCUGAGGUACUUACCAACCCCCUGAGAGUGGCUGAGGGAGGUCAAUGCAUCAUCAGCACAGAGCAUAUCCUGGUUUCCGAUGUUGAUACUGAACUAGACAAUAUCAACAUCUCCGUGCAGAGACUGCCUCAGCAUGGAUGGGUGGAGCUGAAUGGAUUUCCUCUAAAUACAGGGUGCACAUUUUCUUGGGGAGACCUCCAUGCCUUAAAAGUUAGGUAUCAACAUGAUGGAUCCGAGAUACUUCAGGAUGACAUGCUCUUGGAAGUCACAGAUGGCACAAAUUCAGCAGCAUUUACUCUACAUGUUGAGGUAUUCCCCGUAAAUGAUGAGCCACCAGUCCUGAAGGCUGGUCUCAUCCCCAUGAUGCACUGCUCAGAGGGCGGAGAGGUGGUUGUCACCUCUGAAUAUCUUUUUGCUACUGAUGGGGACAGUGAGGACGCGACACUGCUGUUUGUGAUUGCGCGAGGACCUCGGCACGGCACAGUGAGGAGAGCUGGCAUCACAGUGCCUCAGUUCUCUCAGGGAGAUGUGCUGUCAGGGGCUGUGACAUACAAACACACAGGUGGUGAAAUUGGCCUGGUGCCUUGUUUUGACACCAUUACAUUGGUGGUUUCGGAUGGAGAAGCUGGCCCUCCUGUGAAUGGCUGUUGCUACAGUGGACCUCAUCCACCUGUUCCUCUUCAUGAGUCCUUUCCAGUGUAUGAUCUCAACAUCACAGUACAUCCAGUAGACAACCAAUUACCUUCAAUUGUGAUAGGUACCAUGUUCGUUGUAGAUGAGGGUUUCUCAGCAGCCCUUACUAUUAACCAUUUAUCAGCCACUGACCCGGACACUGCGUCUGAUGACUUGGAAUUUAUUUUGGUUUCUUCUCCCCAGUUUGGCUACCUUGAAAACACACUCCCUUCUGCAGGUUUUGAAAAGAGCAAUAUGGGAAUAAGCAUAGUUUCGUUUCAGUGGAAAGACAUGCAGGCUUUACACAUUAACUAUGUGCAGUCCAGGCAUCUGAGGAUGGAACCAACAGCUGACCAGUUCACGGUGUAUGUCACAGAUGGGAAGCAACGCUCCUUGGAGAUACCAUUUUACAUUAUAAUCAACCCUACAAAUGAUGAAGCUCCUGACUUAGUAGUGCAGAAUAUUACUGUAUGUGAGGGCCAGAGGAAAGAGCUGGAUUCUUCAGUCAUCAGUGCUGUUGACCUGGAUGUCCCCAAGGACCCUCUGCUACUCAGCAUCGCUCACAAACCACGUCAUGGCCUCCUCAUCAACCGGGUAUUUAGCAAAGGCUUUCCUCAGUAUAAGCAGCCAGCCAACCUUGGCCAGAAGCAUGAACUUGUUCACAACUUUUCCUUGGAACUUCUCAAGAAUGGAAUGAGUUUGACGUAUGUGCAUGAUGGCACAGAGAGCCUUGUUGAUGACUUUACAGUCCAGUUGUCAGAUGGGAAACAUAAGAUACUUAAAACCAUUUCAGUAGAGGUCACCCCAGUUAAUGAUGAGAAGCCCACACUGAGCAAGGCGGCUGAAAUUACAGUGAAUAUGGGUGAGACUCGUAUUAUUUCUAGUGCUGUUCUUUCAGCCAUAGAUGAAGACUCACCCAGGGAGAAGAUUCACUAUUUAUUUGAAAAGCUUCCUCAAAAUGGGCAACUUCAGCUUAAGAUAGGGAGGGACUGGGUCCCUCUCUACCCUGGCAUGAAAUGCACUCAGGAGGAAGUGGACCUGAACUUGCUGAGAUACACACAUACCGGGACAGUGGACUCCCAGGACCAAGACAGCUUCGCCUUCUACCUCUGGGACGGUGACAACAAGUCACCAGUAUUUGACUGUCACAUCACCAUCAAGGAUACGGGAAAAGGUGAUAUUGUUAUCUUUACAAAACCCCUUGUGGUGCCAAAAGGUGGCAGAGGCUUCUUGACGACCACCACUCUCCUUGCUGUGGAUGGAGCAGACAAGCCUGAGGAGCUGCUGUAUGUCAUCACCUCCCCACCGCGACACGGCCAGGUCGAAUAUGUCCGCCAUCCUGGAAUCCCCAUUACAAGCUUCAGCCAGAUGGACAUAGCAGGACAGACAGUGUGCUAUGUACAUAAAAGCAAGGCACCUGUCCCCGGGGACACUUUCAGAUUCAUCAUCAGCAACGGACUGCAGACCAAGCCCGGGGCGUUCGAGAUCACGCUGGAGACUGGAGACAGGGCCUUACCCACGGUGACCAGGAACAAGGGUUUGAGGCUGGCAGAAGGGGCCACGGGCCUGCUCACCACUGACCUCCUUCAGCUGACGGACCCCGACACUCCGGUGGAGAAGCUCACCUUCCUUUUGGCACAGCUCCCACGGCAUGGCCAGCUCUACGUGCGCGGGACGGUGCUUCCUCAGCAUGGCUUCACCCAGCAGGAUGUGGACAGCAGGAACGUGGCCUACAGGCACUUGGGAGGGGACUCGCAGCUGGACCGCUUCACUUUUGUGGCCACAGAUAGAACAAACCAAGGCUUUGUUGUGGAUGGGAGAGUGUGGCAAGAACCUGUUUCAUUCACCAUCAAGGUGGACCAGCUGGACAAAACAGCCCCUCACAUCACAUAUUUGCAUUCCCCUUCUCAAGUGGGGCUCCUGAAAAAUGGCUGUUACGGGAUUUACAUCACUUCCCGCGUGUUGAAGGCUUCGGACCCUGACACCAAUGAUGAUCAGAUCAUCUUUAAGAUUUUACGAGGCCCCCAACAUGGACAUCUGGAGAACACAACAACAGGUGAAUUUAUCCGUGAGAAAUUUAUCCAAAAGGAUUUAAACAGUAAGACCAUUCUUUACAUCAUAAACCCAUCUUUGGAAGUUAAUUCAGACGUCAUAGAGUUUCAAAUCAUGGACCCCACAGGGAACUCUGCCACUCCUCAAAUUUUGGAACUGAAGUGGUCUCAUGUUGAAUGGUCACAGACUGAGUAUCAGGUCUGUGAGGAUGUGGGCGUGUUGCCCUUGGAAAUUACCAGAAGGGGAUAUUCCAUGGACUCGGCCUUUGUGAGUGUAAAGGUUAACCAAGUGUCAGCUACAGUUGGAAAAGAUUUCACCCUGACUCCAUCUAAACUGAUUCAGUUCGAUCCAGGAAUGUCAACUAAGAUGUGGAAUAUAGCAAUUACCUAUGACGGAUUAGAGGAAGAUGAUGAGGUCUUUGAAGUAAUUCUGAACUCCCCUGUGAAUGCUGUUCUUGGCACAAAGACAAAAGCUGCGGUGAAAAUUUUGGACUCAAAAGGAGGACAGUGCCAUCCUUCAUAUGCCUUCAACACAGACCAGCACAGUGCAGGGGGGAAGGGCAUUUGGCGCCCACUGUCCCCGGGGUCUUCCUCACCUACCACUUCUGGUUCCUCUCCUCUGGAAAGGAGACCCCUUCCAUCUUCCAAGCAACUAGCAGUCAUCAGAGGGCACAGCCUGCGGAGCUUUAAUCCUACAGAUCUUUCCCCAGUGAAGCUUCGGACCCAAGGGAAUGGCAAAACGGUUUAUCCAUCCUCUGUUUAUAGAAAUGGAACAGACAUCAUCUAUAAUUAUCAUGGCAUGAUUUCCCUGAAACUGGAGGAUGACAGUUCCCCAGCUCAUAAGAAGAAGGCCCAAGUGCCCAUCACUAGUCAGCCACUUAAGACAAGCAAAGUGGCAGAAUUGCCUCAAGCAGAUAAGGUGGAAUCCACAAUGGACUCACACUUCCCCAGACAGGACCGGUUGCCCUCAUUCCCAAGGGACUGCACACUGGAAUUAAAGGGACUCUUUCACUUUGAAGAAAGCCUCCAAAAGCUAUAUAAAUGCAAUGGGAGGGCCUGGAAAGCUUGGAGCCCCAAAACCCCGGUGGGACACAGACCGAGCAGCCGACAUCCUUUGCUUGCAGAGGUGGAAGGCAAACCCUGCCCAGCUGGGUGGCACCGUCACUCAGGCUACUGCCACUCCUUGGUCACAGAGCAGAAAGGCACCUGGAGCACAGCUGCCGAAGCUUGCAGGGAACAUCACCAGGGCAGCCUUGUAACGGUGCUCUCCAGGCAGCAUAUGCGAUGGCUCUGGGAUAUCAGUGGAAGAAAGCCCUUUUGGAUAGGUUUGAAUGAUCAAGUACGUGCUGGUCACUGGGAGUGGAUUGGAGGUGAGCCUGUCAGCUUCACCAACUGGAAGAGAGGACCCCCUCGACAUUCAAAGCCUGGCAAGAACUGUGUUUUGGUUCAAAGACAAGGGAAAUGGCAAACACAGAACUGUAGGAAGGGCAAAGCUCACAAUUAUGUGUGCUCCAGGAAACUCUAAAUGUAACUGGCCUUAAUUGGCCUUACAGGUUGUACACUUGGGAUUUCUCAUCUAUUUAUUUACAGAAUUUGUGACUAUUGCUCAAUAGAAAACAAGAUGUCACGACUGACUUGGUACAUUUUUUUAAAUCAUAGUGUUUGAGUGAUUCUACCCAGUAAAAAAGGAUCAUAGAUGAAUAGUUCCAGGAAGAUUGAUAAAUGAGUGUUUCCUACAGGAAUAAAUGCCUGAAGUAUUAUAUGGUGCAAGAUUUGCUAAUUCCAGAACCCCCAUCCCAACCCCACUCUGUAUCUUGGUCAGUGCUAGUUCCACGGUUCUUGGGUAUUUGUGUCCCUGUCCCUCAAAUGAGCCCAUUCCGAAGUCUAUAUUGCAGGUGUUUCUGCUGCUUCAGUCUGAGUGAAGCUAACCCUACCAGUUCAUUAGAUCAAGUUUGAACUGCAAAAGGUUGCUUUUUCCCUCUGGAGCCCUUUCAAAUGUGAAGCCUGAGAUAGAGAACGUGGAUACAAAGGAAAUUUCUCUGUGGUGGAAAAGGAAGGCUUUCAAUGCAAGAAUCUUGCAGAUGGAGGUUCAUCUGCAAAACUCUAUCUAGUUCAGGCAAGAAUUCAGGAGCUCCUUGUACUUCAGAGAUUUACCCAUCACUACUCAUGAGACAUUUUCCAGUAUGAAUGUUGGCAUUGUUCCAUUUCAAAGCUAAUGAUUAGAUUUCCCUGGCCUUACAGAGUCAUGAGAAAUUUUAAGUAACCCAAGACUCUGUCUUCAUUCGUGUUUAUAGCACUGACUGGCACUCCUCAAGGACAUUCGGGACAGAGAAUAUAAAUGAAUGAUGGUUGACACAUGGAGGCAAAAUACUGCUUCCUCAGAGGUGUCCCAGUGAACUACUCUGAUGAACAAGGAAUAGUAAAACUGAGCACAGAGCCCUUCGAAGCCUAUAUUCUCAGAAAGGAUUCUGAUACAGUUUUGAAGCCUUAAAUCUUCAAUAUUUGUAGAAAUGCCAGGUGAACUUGAAUCUGCAGUCUAAAGGUAGCUUACUGAUUUAAUGUCAGCUUAGUAAAACAUUUUUGUAGCAGUGAAGCAUAUUGCAACCUUACAAGAACUCCUUCCUGAAAUCAAAGUUUAAUUACAGGAAAUUAGAAAUUUAUUUCUGAAACAUUUACUCAAACUUUUCCUCUUUCACAAUCCCUGAAAAAUAUGGUUGUGCCAAAUGUAACUUGCUAUAUGAGUACUAGUAUAACUUCAGAAUCAAAAUGGAAUUUCCAAGCAGACUAGAGCUAAGGCAUAGGUUUUAUUAUAAUAAUACCUUGAAUGAAAAAAUUUGGUCCAGUUUCUGGAUAUAAAAUGUGACAAGCUUAUUUCUGCUUAUUUUUCAAGAUUUUUAUUAAUAGAAAUAUAUACAAAGAGAGGCUGGGAUAAGAUUUAGACAUUCUACCACUUACAUUUAAGCAUCACUGUAGAACCAGGAGGCUCCAUACCUUUGAUAUCACAAGUAGGCUCUGGGCUGGUAGAAUAUACAGGUCAUCUGUAUGAACGACAAGCACUCUGUGGUGUUUAACCAUAAGAUGCAACACCCAUCCUUCGUGCUGGCUCCAGUCCCUUCUGAUCUGCUGGCCUUUGCAGUGUGGGAAGGUGGGAUGCCAGAUAAGGCAAUGAAUAGUUGUUUACCUAAAGGGUUACCUCAUAGGAGGGAAAGAAAAAGUUCAAGGAACAAAGAAUUCAAGGUCCAGUCCUUCCUACUAGAACUUUAGAACUAUAUUAACUUUUUAAAACUGGAAAUCCAGAACCAUGACAACUGUGUAGAACCUGGUCAGCAUGGUAGAUUUUAUUGUAAAUUUCUGCAAUGACAGUGAUAUUUAAGUGUAAUUGUGAAUGUUAGCAUGAAGAGAGAAUAUUUUGAUUUUUAUAGCAGCUAGAAAAAUGAGAAUACUUAAAAAAUAUGCCUGAUCAUGAAAUGAAGUGAAAUCCUAGGAACUGAAAGAAGUUACAAAUUAAAAUUCAGGCAAGGUUAGGUUCAUCAUGGGCCACGUUCAUCAUGAUCUCAUUUCUUUCUCCUGAUUGAACUUUUACUCAGGAUGGGAAGCAGUAAAUGAUUGUUGUGGUUCUCUCCACCUUGAUUGAUUACUGUCACCCUUCAGGUUCUGGUGAGAGUAGGAUGGAAGGAAAUGGAGUAGUGGUAGAAUGGGAAUGGGAGAUUAUAGGAAAGGAAAGGGGAGAGAGGAGAGAAGGGUUGAGUAGGAAGAGAUGGGGACUGAUGGUCCCUGAGAAGCAGAGCAUCAGAAAGAAGGUCCUGAAUGCCACCCAGCUCUUCUCCCAGACUUGACUACUGCUCAGAAAUGUUCAGCCCAGGGCAUUGACCCAGCUGAAUAGUAUGUAGCUUUGAAUGAUGAAUGAUAAAAUUCACCAUAUACUUGAAAACAUUAUUGUAAGUGAAAAAAAGAUGGACACAAAAGGCCAUGUAUUAAAUGAUUCCAUUUAUAUGAAAUGUCUAGAACAGACGAAUCUAUAAAGACAGAAAGAAGAUGAAUUUAGUUGUUGCCAGGGGUUGGGAGGAAGGGGAAAUUGGGAGUAACUGCUGAUAAGUAUAGGGUUGCUUUUUGAAGGGAUGGAAAUGUUCUGGAAUUAGAUAGUGGUGAUGGUUGCACAACAUAGUGCUACUAAAAAUCACUGAAGAGAACACUUUAAAAUGGUGAAUUUUAUGUUACAGACAAUGUAUCUCAAUAAAAAACACUAUUAAAAAUCACCAUAUAAAAUCUUUUUUAAAUAGCUAUCGAUGGGUUGAUGUAUUUGCUACAUGUUUAUCUGACUUAUCCAAGAUACUUAUUCCAAUCUUUGCCCUAUGUAUCACCCAAGUUUUUAUUUGUUCAUAUAGUUGGUUAAGGGGAAGAGAAUGUUAAUUGUACAUAUUUUUAAAUUUAUGGUACUGCUUUGUUGAUCUUCUUCCUCUUUCUCCCCAUUAACGAGGGGAGACCUGUGUCUGAAUGUCUGUAGAAUCCAGAGUGCCAUGAUUUUCUUAAAAUUAAUUUUACAAGUCUUUUGAACAGGAACAUGCAGGAAAUGAAUACACAUAUAACUGUUCAUUUUGAACAGUUUUUAUAGAUCUUAUAUUCUGUUGGGCAAUAAAAUUUAGUUUAUCUUAAGACAGAGAGGAAUAAAAAUCAGCCAACACUUCCAUCGAACGCCUUGUGGUAACCUGCAAUAGUUUUCCCAAGCAAUGAAGUUAUAAGUUCACCUUUUGCUUCUAUCCCUGUCUGUAUUUUUGCUUCCCAAAGGCAGUCAAUCCCAACUUAGCCUACAGAAGAAAAAUGGAAAUAUACAUAUACCAUCCUAAAACUGAUCAAAAGAACUGGAUCGGCUAUAUUAAUAUCAGAGUAGAUUUUAGAGUAAAGACUAUUACCAAGGAUAAAGAAGUUAUUCUAUAAUUUAAAAGUGGUCAAUACAUCAAGAAGACAUAAUAAUCCUAGACAUUCAGCAUCUAAUAACAAAGUUUAAAAAUACAUGAAGCAAUAACUGCAAGAAGAAAUAAAAAAAUAUAUAAUUACAGUAUUAAAUGUUAAUACCCCUCUCAAUAAUUGAUAGCACUAGUAAGCAGAAAAUUAGUAAGGAUACAGAAAUGUAGACACCGUUAACCAAAUUAGCUUAGUUGACAAUUAUAAAAUGUUUUAUCCAGCAAUAGCAUGACACACAUUCUCUUCAAGUGCCCAGGGAACAUUUACCAGGGCAGGCUAUAUUCUAGGACAUAAAAUGAGUCUCAAUAAAUUUAAAAGGAUUCAAGUCACACAAAAUAUGUUCUCUGACCAUGUGCAAUUAAAUUAGAAAUCAAUAACAGAAAUAUCUCUAGAAAGUCCCCAAGUGUUUAGAAACUAAUUAUAGAUUUCUUUAACUCGUGGGUUAAAGAAGAAAUCAAAGGGGAAAUUCAAAAGUAUGGUGAACUGAAUGAAAAUGAAAACAACGUAUCAAAGAAAUUUUACAACAGUAAUUAUCUAUAUUAGAAAGGAAGAAAAGUCAAUCUCAGCUUCCACUUGAAACUAGAAAAAGAAGAAAGAAAUAAGGAAAUAGAAAUUAUCAGAGCAGAAAUCAAUGAAGUAGAAAACAAAAACAGUAGAUAAAAUCAAUGAAAUCAAAGUGGGUUCAUUGAGAAUAUCAAUAAAGUCGGUAAAUCUAUCCAGAUAGAUCAGGAAAAAAUGAAAGAGGUCAUAGAUUACUAAUAUCAGGAAGGAGAAGUAACAUCCUCAUAGAUUCUAUAGCUACUAAAAGAAUAAGAAGGGACUAUCAUAAAGAAUUUGUGCCAAUAUACAACCUAAACGAAUGGAAAUAUUCCUGGAAAGACACAACCUGUCAAAGCUCAAUCAAGAAAAAAAUGGAUAACUAGAAAAACCUUGUUAAUUAUUACAGAAAUUGAAUUUGUAGUUUUAAACUUUCUCACAAAAGUUCAGGCUCAGAUAGCAUCAAUACUGAAUGCCAUAAAUACUUAAGGAAGAAAUAGUACCAAUUCUACAAACAUCAUCCAGACGAUCUCAGUGAAGGAAUAUUUUCUCAUUCUGUGUGGCUAGUAUUACAAGGAACACAAAUAUUAUAUGACAAGGAAACUACAGAUCAAUAUCCCUCAUGAAUAUAGAUGGAAAAAUUCAAAACAAAAUUUGCCAAUUCAAAUCAAACUAUAUAUACAAAGGAUGCUAUAUCUUGACCAAGACACUAUUAAGAAAAUGACAAGCUGCAGACUUGGAGACAAUAUUUACUACAAAAUAGCUGAUAAAGGAUUUGUAGCCAGACUAGGUUUUUUUCAAAAAACCUCAAAAAUCAAUAUAUAAUAUUUUUUUAAUGGGCAGAAAAUUUAAAUAGAUACUUCACCAAAGAGGUUUUGGAAUGACAAGUACAUGAAAAAAUAUUAACCUAUUAGUCCUUAGGGAAUUGUAAAUUAAAGGCACAAUAAAAUUUUUUAACAUUCAUGUUAGAAUGGCUAAAAUUAUCAAGACUGACCAUAGUAAAUACUGGUAAGGACAUGAAGGAACUAGAACUCUCAGACACUCAUGGUGGAAAUGUCAAAUAGUUGAAUGACUUUGGAAAACAAUUUUGGUGGAUUCUUAAAAAGUUAAGCAUACACCUACUGUAUGAUCCAGCCAUUCCACUCCUAGGUGUUUGUCCAAGAGAAAAGAAUGCAUAUUUCCAUUCCAAGACUUAUAGAUGAAUAUUCAUAGCAGCUGUAUUUGUAACAGCCAGAACUGUAAACAACCAAAUGUCCAUUAUCAUGUGAAUGGAUAAACAAAUUAUAGUAUAUCUUCAUAAUGAAAUACUACUCAGGGACAAAAACAAAUGAAAUAUUGCUACAACAGCCUAAGUUAUUCUCACAAUCAUUAUGCUGAGUAAAAGAAGUCUGACAAAAAUGAAUACACAGUGUAUAUGUACUCCAUUUUUAGAAAAUUCAAGAAAGUUCCAACUAGUCCGUAGUGAUAGAAAUUAAAUCAGAUGUUACCUGAGAAUGGGAGAAGAGAACUGGAAGGUCAGAGGAAGGGCAAAGAGACAAUAGUAAACUUUUGGGAGUGAAGGAUAUGUUCACUAUCUUGAUUAUACUAAUAGUAUCACAAAUAUAUAGAUAUGUAUAUAUGCAUGUGUUUAUUCAUCUCUAUCCAUUUGCACACUUUAUGUAUUGUUUAUUGUAUGUCAAUUCUAUUUAAAUAAGCUGUUUAAAGGGAAACAAUAUCCACAGCAUGGUGGAAAAUUUUCAAAAGAAAAUGAAAGCUAUAUACAUGAAGAUAUCUUUAUUUCAGGGCAAUAAAAAGUUGGAACAAAAUUAUGUGAUUUAAUAUCCAAUGACAGAAGAAUGCUUAAUGGAAUUGCCUCCAUUGGAAUGAUCUUUCUAUCACAUUAUGUUAAUUUAAAAUAGUGGAACAUAAAAUAAAAUAUGCAACAUUUUAAUAGCUACAUUGCAAUAAGCAAACUGAUGGGAGACAAACAUGAGGUGGGUUUGUAUCUCAAUUCCACCAUUUACAAAGUAUCCUAAAUUCUUUAAACUUAGGUUUCUCAUGUAGAAAAUGGGGAUAAUCAUAUUACCUGGAAGAACUGUUGCGAAAAUUAAAUGUGAAACUAUAAAGACCAUGUGUGGGACAUAGUAAGCACUCAAUAAAGGAUACCUUUUUAAA